Molecule: messenger RNA, 432 nt
Organism: Phycomyces blakesleeanus NRRL 1555(-)
Lineage: Eukaryota; Fungi; Mucoromycota; Mucoromycetes; Mucorales; Phycomycetaceae
Exons: 1
Coding region: 1-432 (143 amino acids)
Source: RefSeq, a predicted model, not a curated record
AUGCCUCUUUUACCCCGAUUAUCCCAAAUGGCACGUCUCUCAGUCUAUCAUAACCCACAAUGCACAAAGUCUCGCAAGUCUGUCGUAAUCCUCGAGGAAAAUGAGACAAAAGAUGGCAAAAAAAUGUAUGACCUCGAAAUUGUUCUGUACAAAAAGAGCCCUCCAAGCAAAGAAGUUCUCGAAACUUUGAGAAACUCCCUGGAAUUUCCAGAGAAAUAUGCUUCCAACCCAUGGGACUACUUGCUGCGGCCAGAAGCACAGGGAAAAUCCAGUUCAUGGGAAGAGGUUUACAAGAUAAUCGAAGGCGAUUCUUCAUUACUCGAGAGACCAUUUGUAAUUGACUGGGAUCGCAAGAAGUCAGCACUCGGAAGACCCGAUCUGACUCUUGUUGAGGAACUUGUCAAGGAACGCGUUGCUCUAUCAUCAUCUUGA